Molecule: messenger RNA, 667 nt
Organism: Rhipicephalus sanguineus (brown dog tick)
Lineage: Eukaryota; Metazoa; Arthropoda; Arachnida; Ixodida; Ixodidae
Product: creatine transporter-like
Exons: 4
Coding region: 22-648 (208 amino acids)
Biological process (GO): sodium ion transmembrane transport
Cellular component (GO): membrane
Molecular function (GO): L-amino acid transmembrane transporter activity
Source: RefSeq, a predicted model, not a curated record
UCGUUCCCAGUGGUGUUCAUCAUGGUGUACGUGCUCCUAAUGGUCGUCGUCGCGUUUCCCAUGGUGCACCUCGAAGUCUUCCUGGGUCAAUUCAGCAGCCUCACAGUCCCGAGAGCCUUCGCCGGAUUCCCCAUGGCUAAAGGUAUCGGCUGGACCAUGCUGUACGUCAACUUAGCCUCGUGCUUGAACUGCGUAGCGAACGUUGUCCACUGCGCUUUCUACCUUUUCUAUUCUUUCUCCUCGACGCUUCCGUGGAACGCUUGUAAGAACAGCUGGAACGACGCCAGCUGCUACGAAAAAGACUACAGGAAUGUGCCCUGCUUCCGCGUCAAUGUCACCUUGGCGCGCAAGUACUCCUCCCACAACUACACCGGCGAGGACGCCCUGGCGAUCCACUCGGCCUCCGCUGGCGGUGGCACCGUAAUCGUUCCUGGCGCCGAGUACGAGACCAUGCAAAGCGCAUGCGUCAACGGCACGCAAACCUCCACCGAGCAGUUCUUGCUAAAGAAAGUGUUGCGCCUCAGCUCCGGCAUCGAAGAGAUGGGCGACUUGCAUCCAGACAUGCUGCUGAUCAUCAGCCUGUGCUGCCUUGCCGAGUUUCUCAGCAUCUUGAAAGGCGUUCGAAGCUACGCAAAGGUGCGCCUUUGACGAUACGUGACGAACGGAU